AUUUACUUACAAUCAAAUCCAUGACCAUGGGGGAUAUGAAGACCCCAGAUUUCGAUGACCUUCUUGCAGCCUUUGACAUACCAGAUAUGGUUGAUCCAAAAGCAGCUAUUGAAUCUGGACAUGAUGACCAUGAAAGCCACAUAAAACAAAAUGCUCACACAGAAGAUUCUCAUGCCCCAUCAUCAUCUGACGUUGGUGUGAGUGUCAUUGUGAAAAACGUGCGUACCAUUGAUUCUUCCGAAGGAGUGGACAAGGAUGGCCAUCAUUCCACAGGCAACGGCUUGCAUAAUGGCUUUCUAACAUCAUCAGCUCUUGACAGUUAUAGUAACGAUGAAGGGAAUUCACUUAAAGAUGAUGGGUCAGCUGCUGAGACUACACUGAAGGAUUCAGCUUUCAACCAGUUUAGCCCAAUAUCAAGUGCUGAAGAGUUUGAUGAUGAUGAAAAAAUUGAGGUGGAUGACCCCCUGGAUAAAGAGGAGAUGCGUGCAAAUUUCAAAGCUAAUGUCUUGGCAGGAUCUGUGUCUCAGCAGAAUAUGACAAACUAA
Molecule: messenger RNA, 545 nt
Organism: Eurypyga helias (sunbittern)
Lineage: Eukaryota; Metazoa; Chordata; Aves; Eurypygiformes; Eurypygidae
Product: zinc finger protein 532-like
Exons: 1
Source: RefSeq, a predicted model, not a curated record